AUGUCUAUAAUUUCAGAAGUCAAACGCGGUAUACAAUUAGCUUGGUUGGGAUUAGUAUUAGCUUUUGAGAAUCGACAUUUACAUAAACACACAUAUGUAAAAGCAUUCUUUAUAUUAGCAGCAUUUAGCUUGGUACUUUAUCUCGUUACAUCAAUAGUAUUAGUAAUACCUUUGAAAAUUCUUCAACUUUUAGUCUAUUUAUUUUCUUUUGUAUUCAACUACGAUCCAAAUGUAUUUACCGAACGUUACCAUUUGUGGAUAACAAAAUAUGUUUUCAAUCUUCCUUUCCUAGGCUUAUUAUUUAUGAGAUACGUUUACCCAGAACCUUUAGACUCGUUAUUCAUGGAAUCACUUCGUAAUAUUGACGUAGUUUAUUUGAAGAAACAUGCUGGUGAAAAAAACCUUAGACCACCUUAUACAGAAGCAUUAGAACGAUAUCCAUACGGAGCAAAUUAUUGGGGUGAAAUGUGGCAAUAUUUGAAAAGGACUGGCAAUCAAAUUCAAAUUGCAACAAUUUUAUUUUUGUUGUCAUUGAUGCCAAUCAUAGGUUCGUUUGUUUAUCCAAUAGCGAGUGCUUACGCUUUGGUAGAUUCUUUGGGAUAUCCAACUGCCAUAACUAUAGGGGUUUUGAUGUAUCUUACACCUGGAACAAAACAUAUUGCCAUGGUUUCCUUGGAAACCAUAUUUUCUACAAGAGCAUUAAUGCGAGAAUUGUUGGAACCUUACUUUGGUAGAAUAAGUUUUAGUCCAAGCGAAAAGAAAAAAUGGUUUAAAGAAAGAGAAGGAUUGUUAUUUGGAUUUUCAAUUGCAUUUUAUCCAUUAGUUAGAUUACCUUUGAUUGGUAUGCUAUUCUAUGGUGCUGCUCAGAUUAAAAAUUCAUCAUUGUAUAUAGAAGCUCAAGAAUAA
Entrophospora candida is the source of this 906-nucleotide messenger RNA. NCBI's taxonomy places the organism in Eukaryota, Fungi, Glomeromycota, Glomeromycetes, Entrophosporales, Entrophosporaceae. The record is from the annotation of a GenBank genome assembly.